AUGUUCCAGACGCCACUGCGGUCGCCUGCGACCGAACCACCUCAACAACUGUCGGAUCGCCCGAAAUCCGAUGUACGUGUACCUAUUGUUUGUUAGUUUUUUCUUUUUAUUAAGUGACAUUUAAACUGUGCGUGCCGUGCAUAAUGCCGUAUAACGUCAGACAACAUAUGGAAAUCUAUGCCAUAACGAUGAGGCUGUGAACGCGCAUACGCUUCAAUAAUACAACGUACACUCAGCAAACGGUCAAAGGUUGGUGACAUUUUCGAAUAACAUCUACUUGAAAAUUGAACUUGCUCGAGAUUAACCCAGUUAUUAUGAUUUACGCGUAGUGUCGUGUCUAAUCUAAUUAUUCGCAAACUGUCAGUAGUAGCCACUAAUUUUUUAAUCCAAUAUUCCAAUCAGUUUUGAGAAUGAACACCUACAUGCUAUUACUAUGACUGCGAUGAUGCUAUAAUCUCUCCGAAGAAAACUUGCGUUUUUACUGUUUUGAGUAAUAAUUAUCAAUUGGUAUGUGUCUUUUAAAUUUGAUUUACUUUAAACGUUUAUCUAUCCGAGUGCCUACAUGUUCAGUUAAAUUUUUUAUUACUUUUUUUUCUUCAAUUAAACCAUUUAAUUCAAAUACUUAUGCGAUAAACAAUAAUUAUUCAAUCAUAGAUAUAACAAUAAUCAAUUACCUACUCAAUUAUAUUUUUUAUUGAUCAAUUAGGCUCAAACUGAUAAGAAAAUGUUGACUCAUUCAGUUUUAUUAAAUUUUUAUUUUUUAUUUGCAAACAAAACUUUGCUAUUCAGUUUACACAAGUAUAAUGUUAUAAUUAUAAUUGUACCUAUAGCUAAUCAAAUUGUUUAAUUUUAAAAGUAGCAAGUUAUAUUUCAAGUGCUUUUGUUUUUACCACAUAACUAUAAUUUAUUUAUGUAGCCAAAUGUGUGCAAUUUGAUGAAGAAUUUUAAUUCAUCGAUAUUGGUAUGAAUAUUUAAUAUUUAAUAAUUAGGUUCUAAAUUUAUUUUGUUCCAUAGUGAAUAAUAAUAAUAAUUCCAGUAGAAAAUGGAUUUCCCAUAGCAUUGAUGUGUCUAAUGAAUACUACCUGCUCUCUAUUUUAGUUGUUUUAAUUGCAAGUUAGAAACUAAUAAUAAUGUUGUAAUUAACAUAUUUUGUUUUAAUCUGAAUAUAAUAUUUGUUCGAAUAGGUAUUUGUCUAAUUCAAAAGUAUUUUCACUAGAGAAAAUUACAUUAUAUUUCCAUUCUUCUAAUUAGAUAAUAACUAGUUAUAGUAUUUCUAUUCAUUGAUCGGUCUUGUCUUAAAUCAAUACAAAUAUUUAUUCAGUUAUUAAAUAUUUGAUAAAAUACAUUUCACAAUGCAAUUUAUAAUUACUAUAAUUAUGGGUACCAAAUGAUGUACCUGCUCAGUUUAAUAAAAUUAUUUAUUUAGUCAAAGUUAACGUAUGGCAUUUGUAUUCAAGGUUUUCAGCUAGCUAAUAAAAAAAAAAAAAAAACCUUAUUUUAUUGGAAAAUUCAUAAAUUAUUCGAUAUUUAGAUAAUGAAUAUAAUUUUUUUUUAGUUAUUAUUUUAAUAGAACAAAAUUACAUCAUUAAAAUAAAAUAGGUAGAGAUUUUUAUGUAAUUUCUUAUUGAAUGGAAAUUAAAUUUUAAAAAUUUUACUCUACGACUAGAGUCUAAGGUGACGUAAUUAAUGGCUGGUCGCAGCAGGUAAUUUUUGACUAAAACGUGUUUCGAGUAAUCAAAAAGAACUAGUUGCUUAAGUUAAUUUUAUUUAUAUAUACAUUUAAUGAAAAUACGAAUAAAGAAAGUAAUACAAAUUUACAGAAGUGGAAAACGCGCCAAUAGUGUCAGGUAUGAAACGAGUGAGGUAAUCGAAAUUGGAUUCGAAUUAAAUUUAACCGAAUCGACAUGUCCGAAUUCAUUUAUCGUAAGAUAAUCGAAUAACCUUUGUGGGGGAGGGAGGGAUUAUUUCUAGGAACACAAAGGUCGCAAUGUUUUUCGUGUCAUAAUGACGGUACGAUUUGUCGUAUCGAUAGCGCACAAUAAAUACCGCGGUGAUAUAGGUAGUAAACGCGGUGCACGAGAAUCGCGCGACAUUUGAUUUUCCGAAAUUGCCGCCCGUUCGUCAUUCGUCAAUCUCGCCGGCCGUCCGACAAUAUAAUAACACGAGCACGGGCCGUAGAACGGAAUUCUCAUGCCCGAACGUUGUCGACAUUCUUCUCAAAGGUCAAGUCCGUUUUUCAUUUCCAAGUAAGAGUCAGGUGUACACGUGUUCGGCCGAACAGAAACGAUAGAUUUUUGGCGGAUACCUAAAAUGCGAACGUGCAAAGACGUAAAUCCGGGCACGGUUCUGUUCGUAUCACUAAGAUGCGCGGUUUUUCUCGGAAAGGCCUCCGGACACGCGAUUGUUCACGGCCGUACGGAGAUACGGAUUUUUUUUUUCAUUUUUGCAACAAUUGAUAAUUUAAAAAAAAAAAAAAACGUCUAGAUUCCCAAUAGUUUUUCGGUAACAUUAAAAAUAAAAAACAAAAAAAAAAUGUCGAUAAAUCGGAUAAAUGUUUUCGUCGAUUUCUCUAUUGCCCGCGGCCGAAACACCGAUACAAUUCCGGUAAGAAUCGCGUUCAUUUCGCCGUGGCCUCUCCUACGCGUUUCAAACGAGGUUUCGAACUUUCCGCUUACCCACCGUAAACGGUCGUUCGCCCGUGCGGCUUUUUUUCAUACUCUGUCCGUGCGUUCCCGCGGGGUUUUUUUCGAAGACGCGGGCGAAAAUCGGAGUAUCGCUUCUUUUUUUCAAUAGCAGUGCACCGGUAGUACGCCAGAUCCCGGAAUACCGCGGUUCUCGUCACGAUUACCAGUGAUUUCCUGUUUACGAUUACUGAACACGCAUUUCGUACACACCAAUUUUUUUCCGUCGCUCUCUGGCGAAAAUCGACGUUGUUUUUUUUUUUGUUAAAAUACGUUAAACACGCGACAAAUCGGGUCGGUCGGGUUCUCCUCGAUGUCGUCGCGUAUGAAAUAGUGCCCCCCUCCUUAGGAUAAAAGGCGCGGCGUUGUAAUAACAUAAUAUUAGUACAUCGUUUAAAAAUAACUGCGGUGAAUCAUGUAUCGGUAUACUGUGUAAACAAUAAUAAUAACGAUUCGGAAGACGCCUAAACGACAUAUUAAACACAUUUCGUUAAGAGUGAACAAAAAAUAUGCAGAUAGGAACACUCGUGGCAAUAAAAAUAGGCACCUACACACUUGAAAAAAAAAAAACGAAGUUUUUCGUUAAAAUUUACAUACGUUACAGUUUUGUUUGUAUAAUAAAACGACGAGUAAGGUACUCGUGUACUACUGACAGUUUUAUAGAAAAAAAAAAAAGAAGAAAUAUGUGGUGUAUUAUCACGAGUGUGAUGGUAUUCGUUUUUUUUUUUUUUUUUUUACGCCGCUCAAAUCGAGAACGAUUGCCGUUUAAUAGCGACGUGAACACGUUCGUUUUUCGCGAUCCGUAUGGUUUUUGAGGUUGUGACGUCGACCUCGUUAUUAAAUUAUGUCCCGUUGUAAAUCUCGAUGUUUGAGGUUUCUAUUCGCGUGUUAUUAUCGCAUAAUCGUGAAUUAAAAAACAAAAAUAAAGUAGAACGAUCUGCGAAUUAUUCAUAUUGCGGGGAUCACGAUAUUAUUUUCUACCGCACUGGUGUAUUAUUACGAUAUUGUAUAAAUAAACAAUAUACGUGAUGAUUAUAAUAAUGUAACGUUUCCGUAGGUAUAUUUAAAAAAAAAACAUAGUUAAUUUCAGGGGGGGGGACGUAACCACCUUGAUCUCUGUCCGCCGCGCCGUAAUGCUGCGAAAAUGUAUUUUUAACAAUAUCUCAAUUAGAUAGUUUCUAACGUUUAGCGUGCGUUUGGGGACAAUAAACGAAACCAAACUUAUUAUUAUUACUUGACUUGAUGAUGAUAACACAUUAUAAACAACGGAAUACAAAUGAGGACGGAAAAAAAAACGCGAGUCAAUCUCGACGACCUUCGACGGCGUUUAAUCUGAAAAUGAGGAAACUACGACACGUUUGACAUGCGUAUUAUUUAGUUUUUUUUUUCUUCUUUUAAUUUUACCAUGACCAGUUCCUGUAUAUUCAGUCGCGAUACAUAUAGUCCGCAAUUAAACACGUUUCUAUGUGUAUGUGCAUAUAUUUUUUGUUAUCAAAUCGCGACCGAGGAAGAAGAGGCAUAAAUAACUAAUGUUUACGUCUUCAUUCCGGAGAGGGGAAAAAACAGUAAACAUGUGACGUAUUACAUUUUAGCAACUCAUCGGCAAUUGGAUUUUAGAUUCCGAGCGUACGGCGAAAAUGUCACUUAGAAGAGGAGUUGGAUAUGCGAUGAUAGAGUGCAGAGUGCUUUAAUUUUUAACAAUGCGAUAAACCUUCGCUAACGUAAAACGGUUCUGAGCAGCGUAUUGUUAGUCGUAUUUUUUCCUCUGAAAUUUUAUCUAGAAACCAACAAAAAUCAUACACGCGAUCGCCAUUCCCGUCUUUCCAUUAUCUUUCCCGUUCGCUAAGAAAAUUACGAGGAAAAUUUAAAAAAAAGCUUUUUUCAGUACACCAAUUAGAUCGAAAAAAUGCUACAAUCUCUGUACAAUUUUUGAUAGGGACAAGGUUGAACUGUUGAUUACAGACAAACGAUUUUGAAAUUAAAACACAUCGUAGUAAAACCAAUACAUAUUGUCCGGUUCAGUUUUGUUGAUUUUUGGAUUACUUCAUGAUUGCAAGAGAGAAAAAAAAUAUAUACCGCUCAGAAUCGAUUUAUCCUCGCGUUCAGUGUAACAUAAACUAAAUUAUCUCAUUUUACCUAAACCGCCUUCAACACCGCGGGUGUGGUGUGACGUUUGACAAUCGAAUUUAUAUAUUUUUUUUUAUUUUUUGUAAUAGGUACCACACGUUCGAGCGUGUCGAUGUAUAAUAGCGUGUUUUUUUUUUCGUCAAAUUUUAAUAAUUAUCAUAGACGAAAUUGCGCGUAUUGUUUGUGUUUUUUGGUUUGAAAUUUAACCGUAAAAUACGUGUACGUAUCUGUCUCCAAGUUAUGGUAAUUUUUAGUAUAAAUAUAUCGAAUAGUGUAUAGAUAAUCACUACGAGUUAAACAACAUCACAACAUACACUUAUAUUAUGGUAAUAUAUAAUAAUAAUAAAAAAAAAAAAAAAAAAAAAACAUAUUUCUAUAACGUCAUUUUAUAUGUAUAUGUAUUAUUUCCACUAGAAAAUAACAUAAUAUAAAUAUGUUUCGGUGCAGUUAUUAGUGAAAUUAUUUAUUAUUAUUGGUUUUUUUUUUUUUUUUUAAUCUCCGUUUCGGCCGUAUGGUUUUUUUCGCCCAUUGCUAAAAAAAAAAAAAAAGAACACUCAUAAACAUCUGGUCGAUGUCGAACCGUAUUAUAGCGCUGUGGCGGGUUUGCGGAUGCCAUUCGGAUAAUCAUAAUUAAUGUUAUUACUGUUAAAAUGUAAUUAUUACAGACGUGUGUUACUGCUAAAUGUAUGGGUAUAAUAUUGUCCUGCGAGCUCAUUGAUGUUGCACGUUUCUUUUGUGUUGAAAAUUCAAUUUCGACGCCAAAUAAUAUUCGACUAUAAUAGACGUGAGAUGGGAAUAUGUUAGAUUAUUUUUAUUUUCUUAUCUGUUCGCGACGACGAUGUAAUGUAUAGAAUUUAUAGAAAAAUUACUAACGUAGUAUUUAUUGCCCUCGAAGAUCUCCUUGUCUUUCAAUAAUGGUGCGCGAUCUGUCUUUGAAUUCUGAAUUUCUGCUUAAACGAUGUUUUGCGUUGUGACGAUUAAUUUGUCUAUGCUGCCCGUUAGUAAGACAACGUUUGGCGACUGUUGAAUAAUUGAGCUUUCAUUGAUCGGGGAAAUUACCACAUCAUUAGCUCCCAAUACGAUUGUUGACAAGUGAUAGUUUUCAAAAUAUAUUUCAAAUGAAAGCUGAAAAACUACUUAACAUUAAUCUAUUAUCGGAUGCAGUGUUGGAAUAUUGUCGGAAGCUAUCUAAUUAUAAUCCUAAUAAUAUGAAAGUUGUUUUUGGUUUUUUUUUUUUUUUAGUUUAUCUGGUUUAAAAUACAAUACAAUCGAAUUCAGAAUUAUAUUUCAUAUUUGUGCGUGUGAUACGCCUUGAAUAAAUUCCCAAAGGGAGGGUAUAAAUAUUUCGGCUACUUACCCACCCAAAAUUUGUGUGAAUAUUUUUUAUACUUAUUGCUAUAAGUAUGAAAAAACCGAUAAGGUUUUUAAUUUUUUUAUAUUGUAAUAUUUCGAUAGAAAAACAAAAACUUUUAUCUAUUUAAUUUAUGACUACACGUAUAAAACAUGUUAAUUGUUUGUUUUAAUAUACGUCGUGAUUUUUACGAUUUUUAUGGAUAUUUGAACCUCAAAUGCUUAUAUAUAAAAAAAAAAUUAAAUACGCUCGAUAUUUUUACUGCUAAGUAAUACUUAUGAUGAACCUCGUGUACAAUUUUCAAGCAUUUUUGUUCAUUCAAACCAAUUUUAAUCAAUAUAAAUUCAAAUAAAAUCUAAAAAUCUCGAAAAAUUCAAGUGCCAAUUAAUAGCUCAAAAUUUGUCAGAAUAUGUUUUAAAAACUAAAUCGAAAAUAACGGAAACCGUAAUAUUAUUGCGUAAAUUUACCCGGGUUUUCCCAAUUAUUUAAAAAAUUAUCUCAAUGUAACCAAAAUGUGCCUUAAAAAAGAUACUAUCACUUGACGAUAGAUAGAUAGGAGCAAGAAAUUUAUAUGAAAACUUAUUGUUUUUUUUUUCUAUGCUUAUGGCCAUAAAUUGAAUAGACGCUUGACAAAUAAACCAACAGUUUUCACUCUUUAAUUAAAUAUUAAAAAGUCUCAUAUUCUUAAUUUUUGACACGGAAAAAAUAAAACAUAACAAUAUCACAGUCUUUACUUUUCUAUCUAAAUAUUACAACUUAACAAAUUAAUGAAAACUCGUUGUUUUUAUACAUAUAACCAUAAAUUGAAUAGAUACACGGCACCCGAAGACGACAAUCAGUUUUCGCCUUUAUAAUAUAUACAAUAUAUCCAAUAUAACAGUGUGAAAUUUAAAAUGUACGACCAACAAGUAAAAGCUAAUACAAUUUGAUAUAUUGCUCUGAUAUAAGUCAGAAUAGACGGUUUGUUUUGAUACAGAAAAAGAAAAUAUUUACCUGGGUUUUCGGCGGGUGAAUACUUAAAUAUUUACUUGUCCUUUGGGUAUUUACCCAACCACAUAUAAUGAUAUUUUAACCGCAACACGGUGAUGUCAAUAUUAUUAUUGUUAAAAGUCUCCGCGUAUGCACGCACGCAUAAUAAUUAUAAUGAUAACGCAUAAUAACUAUAGUUUUCAUUAAAAAUUAUUCGCGAAUGCAAAUCGUGUUUACUCGUGGUAAAAAUACUAAAUGCCCACGCAAUAAAACCGAUGUAUAGCAUGUUAAUUAUAUUAUAAUAAUAAUAUUACAUACGUGUACGUCGAUGUGAAUAUGAUAAAACCGCACGAUUUAUAUUCGCUGGACCGUAAAUAGGUACCUUGGUGGUGAGGUAACCGCCACCAUCAAUUAUUGCUUCAUUUUUGGUUGUGUUUUUUAAGAACGGUGUUUCUAACCCGGGCACUAUUGCGGUAUAUAUUAUGUACAGUGAAAGAGAAUAACUGAUAAAAUUGUGCUACUGGGACGAGAUUUUCGAAGCCGGCAAAGUGUGAUGUACAUCGCGGUAAUAAUCUUCAUGUAACGUUUUUUAACGAGUUGGCGAUCGCUGUUCAAUAUUUGUAUUUCUGUUUGAAACCGUAUAAGUAUAUACUGUGCGUUGGUUUAUUUUCGACUAUAGGUGAGGCUCCAGAUGAUAACUCCAUGUGCAUUUCCGUCGGAUAUUAUUUACGUUUCCACGUGCAGAUAAGUGCUCUUAACAAACAAAAAAAUAUAUAAAACAUGCCACACACCCUCUUCCCCCUUCGUAAUUGAAAACAGACGUGCUUGCGGCAGAUGGCCAAAACAUUUGCUCUCUUUUCAGCGAGCAUAUCCGGAAAAACGGAUUUUAUUCUCUCGUAUUAUAUACGCCCAACAACAUUUUGACGUUUCAAAAACGCUUUAAAAAAUAAUAAAAUCAACAUGUACGGAUCUAGGAAAAUGUCAAUACAAUAAUACCCGCAAUAAUAUAAUAAAAUUGUCCUUGUUAACGCUAUGCAAAAAUCGUUAUGAAUAGGCUGCUAUAAUAGUUGCCACUGUUGUUGCUGCUGCUGAUGUCGUUGAUGUGUAUAAUAUAAGGUCGUUCGUAUAUAAUAUUAUAUGGGUACGCUUUAAUAAUAUUAUUCAUAUUUUCAUCAUCACGCAAAAUAAUAACAAUAAAAGUACCUAUAGUUUAUGUUAUUGUUGUUGUUUUUUUUUUUUACUUUUCUUUGUCUGUUUAUAAUUAAAAAAAAAAAAACGUUCGGAAAUAUUCGAUUCCCUUAUAUUCGUGAAAUUUCAACUUGUGUUUUGUUACAGUCUCUAACAGAAAUUAAUUGAAUGCGAAUAUUGCAGUGAGGUGCCUGUGUGCUCCCUAUACGCGUGCCCGUAAAAACUCGUAUCUAUACUUUGUGUUGUUACAAUGACUUUUAUCUAAAUAAAAAAAUAUAAUAACAUGAUAAAAUACAAUCAAUUAUCGGGUGUAAGUACCUACACUCGGUUCAACGAUUAGAGAUGUCGAUUACAAUGAUUUAUUAUCUAUAGGAAAAAUAUACUUGUAUAACAAUUAUCGACAUAUCAAUAGACGUCCGUAAGCAAUUAUUGCAAUAGCUACCUACGGUAUAUGUUUUGUAUAUAUUUUAUUAUUUCAAUAAUAUAUAGUACUCCAGGAUGAAAAAAUUCAGGCUGGGAAAUUUGUUUUGUCAGGCCACAUUUGUUCAAUGCCUACUAGGCCGUAGCCGUACACAAUUUUCGGAGAAGGGUAACAUUUGUUUGUUUUUUAAUCUAUUUAUAUGACGUUUUUGCCACAAGAAAUUUGGGUGGAUCCCUGGAUUGUAAAAAAAAUACUAUUCAAGAUUAAAUAUCAGUCCACGAUGAUUGCAUUUUCUAUUACAAUUCAAUAGCACCUUCAAAACACGAAUCGUGAUUAUUUCAAGCUGAAUGAGAAUUAAUUUUUUUAUAUAUAUUAUUUUUCUACCUCAUCUUUUUUUAGGUAUAGUCAGUUUUAUUAGAAUUUUUUCUGAAAACAGAUACUAUUACACUGUAUUGCACUUGUUGUGUGUAUACAUAAUAAUGUAAAUAUCUUUUUUUCUGCUACUUUUAGCCUUUUUAGCAGUUUCCUGGACCAAAUGAGUUCAAACUCGAGAAUUAGAGUUGUUUUAUAUAAGUGGAUUGAAAUGAUAAAAGUUGAGUUGAAUUUCAAUAUUAAUUUAACAAUGUUGUUGCGAGAGUCUGGUGUUUUUUUUUAGCUCCAUAGACCCCUACGUAAUCUCCAAAUUAAAGUAGAGAGAUUAAAUUGUAUGUAUGCAUUCCGUUAGUAUCAAGGAAGUGUCUUUUAGAGAUUUAAACUUUCAAUCAUCACCCAACCACCGUAUACCUUUUUCAUGAUCAAAUUUUUUUCAUUUUUUUGAAAGUAUUAUUUUAAUACUGCUGUCAGAAUUAUUGUCUUAUAGUAUAGUAUAAUGUCUAGUUGUGUUAUAUUAUUAUAGUAUUUUCUGUAGCAUAGGAUUAUGAGAGAAAACCAUAAUUUUAUUUUAUGCAUUUACCUAUUUUUUUUUUUUUUUUAAUUAAUUUUAUUGGUGUUGUUUAACAAGUUUCUUUGUAGUUAAAAGUCAUGCCAUACGAUGUAAUAAUAAUAGUUAUAAUAUUGGGUUAUGUAUUGUUUAUGUUCUACAAUUAUAAAUAAAUAAAUAAUACUAAGUGGGGGGGGAGGGGGAAAUUAGACUCUAGUAACGGAGUACUGCUACUCAUAGGUGUUUUUAUGUAAUAGUAUCUUUCAUCAUUCAAGUAAUAAUACCAAAUACGGUAUAUUCGGUAUUUUUAUUAAUUUUCUACCUAACUGAAAUUAAUAGACAUUUUAAAAUUAAAUUUGAAUAUUACAACAUAUGUCGUAAACAUUUGAGUAAUAUAUUAUACAAUACGUAUUUCGUGCAAGUAGUGUUUUCUCGUAUAGUAAUAAAAUAUAAUAACUGUCAUUUUCACAAGAAUUGUACGUGCAUACUUUUGUACACUUAUAAUAAUUUUAUUUAAAAAAAAUAUAAAUAAAUAAAAAAAUUACACGACCCUAUUGUGUAAACGUUGAGAUUAGGUUGACAUAAUUCUUAAUGUGAAAAGUGUUGUCUUUGUUUUAAUUUUAUUUCAAAACGUUAUUGUUUAAUUUUUUACGUUGUAACAGUAUCUAAUAGUUCGUUAAAAAGUAAUAAUCAGUUAUUCGUUAAGGUUCAUUUCAAAAGAGAUAUGUAUAUUAAAAUCAAAUACCAGCUAUAUCGUCAUAACACUAAUCAGCUAUAUACAUUAUGUUAAAGUACUGUUAUAUGAUACAAAGAAUAAAAAGAUAUACGGAUACAUUUCGCACGCUGGGUCACCAAACGAUUCUGAGCGGAGUUCGGUUAUAAUAGUGUUACUUUGUCAACAAUAUAUGUGUUAUAAUAUGGUAAAAUAAUUUUGCAUAAUAUGCAUUGUAUAUUUUCUUUAAUAAUAUUUGUUUAAUUUAGUAUCUAUUUUCUGUUUUUCCCGGUGUUUUCCAUUUAUUGGGAAAGCUCCUGGAAUCAUCAAACAAUGAUCUCCCUAAGGUAUCACCCCCCUUCAGAUUUCCUUUCAAAAAAAAGUGCUAAAGUUGAAAAUCUUUGCGAAAUUGCCGAUAGAAAAAUUGUCCACAUAAAAAAAAAAAAUAAACAUCAUCGUAAAACCAAUACGUUCCUAGCUUCGCUCAGAAUCUCAAAUGGAGAUUUUGAUGCGAUAAAAACAAGCUGUAUGGGACAGAUGAGAAAGUGGAUGAAUAAUAUGACGGAAAAUCAGGAAUAAUAAGAAUCGUAAUAAACACCAGACGGAAGCUGGUCAGUGGGACACGUGUGCCGUGUGGAGAUCGAAACGAUUAUCCAGGUACUUGGACAAAUAACGAGAUGGAGACCCAUACGAAUAUUGAACGGCCAAGAGGAUAUUCUCGAUAAUAGGCCAGAAUAAAGGAAGAAUUAAGAUUGGUGGACGUGGUGGACUAUGAGAAAAAAACCAGAGAGAGAUGGAAAUGGCGUAUUGUCACGGUGAUGAUGGACAUUUUUCGUCGCUAUAGCAUCAUGUACUACAGUUUUCUUCUAUUAAAAUAAGAAUAUGUAUACAAAUGUAUACGGAUGCGAACGAAUUGAACUUGUUUGAAAAUAAAUAUAAUUCGAUUUGAAACAAUAUUAAUGCAAAUCCGUGGAAUACUAUCUAUUCCAAUAGAUUGUAUUAUGACCCGUUUCGGUAAAAAGAACCAGCGUAAACAAAUAUUUAUAAUGAUGUAUAUUAUAUGCAUCCGUCUGCAGAUUUAUAAUACAAACUUAGUUUAGUGUCAUUAUAGAGAGAAACGAAAAUAAUAUUAUCCGUAACCAGAUAUGUCUUGCGGUUAACUUUUUCUAAUAAUAUAAUCGACUGUCGUGAAAACCUCGUAGUUUAUAAUUCCCUUCGCGAUAUUGUUCGUCGUCGGUUUUAUUUAUGCGUAUUCCAUCGCGUUCAUUUGAAAUCCAGUUAUGAAAUUUAAAUAAAUGAUUACUUUUCUUUUAUUAUAAUUUUUUUUUUUUUACGGUUCUCGAGUUAAAUUGAAAGCGUUUCUUUAUUUCGUGAAACUCAUAAUAUUACGAUAAUGUUCACAGGAUAUUUGUAUACAUACCAAUUACAUUUAUAACCCAAAUCAACAAUAAUUAUUGUAUACAACCGGGGAUAUUUUUUAUUUGUAUAAAUAUUUCAUUAUUAACUCGGUUCGUUUUAUAAUAAUAUAAUGUGUUAUACGAGUCAGAUACCAAAACAGACUGACUGCGUUUCAAGAACGACCGGGUCUAGAAAAUUGAAAUUUCGCAUAUAUUAUUUUGGAAAUUCCCGCGUGAAUCUGUACAGCAAAACCCGAAAAUUGCUUAUAACUUUUACUGGUUUCCGUUGGUUAUAAGUAAGAAAAGACGUCCUAGUAUAAUGGGACGGGUGCAGCCACGGUUAGGUAAUUUAAUGUAUACUUAUUUAAGCAAAGAUAAACCAUUGCUAUCGAAAAAACGAUUCUGAGCGGAGUUCAGUUGAUAGUGAUAAUUUGUCAACAAUAUAAUAUGUCAUAUUAUGGUAAAAUAAUUAAAUAGACUUUAUAUAUUUUUUUUUAAUGAUAUUUGUUUAAUGUCCCGAUUUUUCCUUUUUUUCUCCGUUUUUUUUUUCGGUUUUUCACAUUUGUUGUGAAAACUCCUGGGAAAAUCGAAAAACAACCUCCCUAAAGUACCUCCCCACACCGAUUUCCUUUCAGAAAAGAUACUACAUUUAAAAAUCAGAGCAAGAUCUCUGGUAGAAAAGUUGUCCACAGAAAAAAAAAUGGUUUUUGUAAAACCAUAAGCUUCUUCGCUCCACUAAGAAUUUAAAAACCAAUCGUUAUCAAUAUAUUUAAUUUAGUUGUCUAGUUUAUUGAUAUUAUUGAAUUUAUUAUAGCUCGUAUAUUGUUAUUAUACGCGAGUAUUUGAUUUUUGUAUUUGCACGAUACAAUAAAAUUUCCGAGCCAAUCCGAUUUACUCUCGAGAUUAAUAAUUGCUACUAAACGUAUUAAUAUUUCUGUUUACUUGUGUAUACAAUACUAACUCAACUCAUUGUUCUACAGGACUUAUUGACUAUGCCAAAACAUAAGACAAAAUGUAAGUUAAAUAUUUUAUAAUUUUAAUCGGAAACCCGUUUUCGUAUUAGUUAUUAUUUUAUAGGUCAAGCAUUAUUAAUUGUUUUUAUUAUUAUUUAUUUGAUCAAAACAUUUUGAAUAAAUAUUAUUAAUAUGUUAUUAUACUAUUAUAAAAUAUAAUAUAUACGACAUUUAUAACCUAUAUAAUUCGUAUAAUACCGAAUCUUUGAUUUUUUUGUAGACAUUUUAAAUAUUCAACUUAUGAAUUUUUAAAUUGAUUAGAAUUUAAACCGAGUAAACAUUAUUAAAUGAUUAAAAAAAAAAAGUUUUUACUAUAGUACGAGUUUAUAUAAAAUUGUAUUGAAAUGCAUAAAGAAUUUAAUUUCUGUGCAACUGAAUAUUAUAUACGUACGCCGCUAAUGUUAUCUCAAAACCUAUAUCUGAACUAAAUUAAUUGUAAAUAGGAUUUAGAAAACAUUUACAAUUUUUUUAUUUUUUGUAAAAUGCGCAUAUUAUUAACUUUCCGCGUGCAGCAUUCCAUUAAGUCGUGUGCACAUAUUAUACGUGUAUAGUAGGUAUAUUUUUAAUUUAAUAUUUUUGUCUUAACGAGCGGAAAGACUAAACGUGAAAUAUUAUUCGUAAUUAAAAUGUUGCUAAAUUAUAACAAAAAAAGAAAAAUCGUUCCGAAAUCGUAAUUUAUUAAACACGCAAAAAGAAAACGGUAUUCGGAAUAAUUUACCGGCGUAAACCGGAGUGUAAACGAUAUUCUGUUGUUUUGCUACGCGGUAGUGUUUGGGCGUGGGUACACACCCAGACCCCCGGUAUCCUCGGUACAAAUCUCGGCUGCCGAGACUUUUUCGCGAUAUUCGCGCGACGAUUUAUUAACUGGAAAUACAGCAAAAAAAAGAAAAAAAAAACACCCGCAUUCGGCGGCGUCUCGAAUCCGCGGCGGUCCGUCCGAAAUGGCGAAAUAUAAUUUAUUUUAGUUUUAAAAUAUCGGGAAAAAAAAACAACAACAAAUUAAUAAUAAUGAAAAAAUUAACGACCGGUGUAUUAUAUCGUGUAUUGCGUAUUGCGUAUACGUUAAUAACGAUAUUACAAUGAGAGAAGCGUGGCGUCUCGUACAAUUUCUCGUUAUCGCUGACGAAACCGGGGUUGGCGAAACAAUAAAUAGGAAACGGAAACGCGCGGCCAGCCCUCGCCCGCCCCCGCGCCGCAGCCGGCUCGCGUUUCCCGGCGAUCGGAAACGGCGCCGCGCGGAACGUGCCGCGUCUAAAUGCGUUCUCCGCCGCCGUACGUUCUCGAACGCCGAGCAGCUGCAAAAGAUUGUGCGAUACAGUACCCGGGCCCCGGCCGUUUCCUCCGUUUUUCACCGUACAUUCGAACUGUACGACAAUUGUGUACGCACGCGAACCCGGACGCGAGACGCCGAAACGACAGAGAGAGAGAGAGAGAGAGAGAGAAAACGAAAAGAACGGGUGCGCCGCACUCAGGCGACGAAUGCGAUGUUUUUCGCCGGCACGCGCCGCGUUCCGUUCCGUCGACGGGCGUCGUUCGCAUCUGUCUCCGGCGGACGCACGUGCCCGGCACCUUUCCGGGGGAAGAAAACAAAACAAAAAAAUUUACAACCCUCUUGUACAGCCGCGUAAUAGCCGUGGGUGGUACCCGGGCAGCAUAGACCGCGCGUUUCACCAUGUUCGAUCGUGUGCGCGCGUACGUAUCGUUAUAUAAGGACGCGGCCGUCGGUCCGCGGGUUCAGUGCGAGUGUCGAGACGCGCGUCUAGUGGUACGCGCCCCCCGGUACGUAAAACAUCAGAACGGCGUCCCCGUGUAACCCGUGUUCAAGUUGGAACAGCUCGAGCGUCGCCGGCGCGGUCCGUUUCGAAGUCCGUGCGCGCACGAUCGACCGUCCGAAAUUCGAUUCGCGUGGUAGGCGUUCGCGAAGGUCGCGGCAACCGCGCCGAACAUGGCUUUGGUGUACACGGUAUUGCUCAUCGGGUUUUUUUUAUUAUUAUUAUUAUUUUUUUUUUUUUUUUCUUGCCCCACUCGACUCUGGCGCGUUUAUCCGACUUGACGAUUUACGGUUAUGGGCCGGCGACGAAUCGAUUAUUAAAAAUCUACGUAUAUGUAUUAUGUCGGAACGUCUGCUUUUCGCGUCACGCGUUACGAUAGUCACCGGCCAUUGUCUUUCAAUCGGUUUUGUACCGCGUACAGAUUAUUACGCGGUAUUGUUAUUACGUGGGGAGGAGGGGGGAAAGUCGGGGAAAUCGAGAAUAUCUCGGGAUAAUUCUGGAAUUUUGAAUUUUGAUGGCCCGUUGAGAUUUUUUUUUUUUUUUUUUAAUGGUACUAAUAUUCGUGACAUUGAAACUAAAUUAAAAUUUAAUAUUUACAUUUAUUACCGUGUAUUAUAUCUACGCGUAGAUUUACGUUGUGCAUCGAACUUUCUUAACGGAUUUGCGAUUCUGUAAUAACAGUUGUCACUGGUUUUUCGUUACAAAACUGAAUUUUGUGUUACCGACAUUUUCGUUAACCCUGUCGAAUAACCCAAAAAGUUUCAUUAAAUUGACCGAUCAAACACUAUCUUGAUGAUAAGUGAUAAGCAUAUAUAUAUAUUCAUUCGUGGUGAUAAGCUAUUUUUUUGUAUCCCAAACUAAAAUUAUUUUAAACUAAUGUUCCACAUCAUUUGUCGUAUUUCGCCUUUAUUUAUGUAUCUAUAACUAAUAAGAUUAGUGAUUAAAUGGUAGAGGCGUGACAUAAGGUAGAUACGUUGGAUCAAAAAUACAGUAGAUUAAAAAAUGAUUCUCUCAGAAGUGCUAUUUACAAAUUAUUUAUGCAUUAAUUAUUUAUUUUUUAUUUUUUUAUUUUUUUUGUUACAAAGAAUUCAAUAUUGUGAUAUAUUUAAACUCUUAUACUGUUCAAAGUAUUAAGACUUAUAAUAAUUAUUAGUUGGAAUAAAAUUUACACAUUUUCGUCAAAGAAUUAGUAUUGUUAUUUAUUCAAAUAGUUUUAUUUUUAUCUACUGACUUUUUAGACAUUUCAUAGUGUAAAUGUUACUUAUAUUUUGUGUAAUAACAUUAAACAUAAAACAUUUUAGUAUGGAAAACUAUAAAAAGUCAGGAAGUUUUCAAUUUCAAAAGAGUCGUAACCCUGAUGAUAUACCGGUAUUGGUUAUCGGAAAACGAUGUUGACAACUACGACCGUAUUAAUACAUAUGACGUCGGUCUUGUUUGUUUAGGUUACGGCUAGGAUGAUGGCGCCGAAAAUACAAGAAGAUGAAAACAUCGUCAACAACAACAACAACAACAAAACCGACGGUCCCGGAUUCCAACUCAAUAUUGAAGACACGACGGCCGUAGUGCACGGCGGGAAUACGGAUUCGAAUUCGACAAACAAUAGGUAUAUAUAAUACAUGUAUACACAAAAUACAGUGGGCCAAUUAUUGAAAUCAUAAGAUUAAUUCUCGCAUGUGAGUACGUGACUUUUACAACUCAUACUGGCAUUCUUAACGAAAUCGAUAAGAUUUUAUCACUUACCGAAUACGAUAAAAUAUGUAACAUGAAAUCAUUUAGAUUUCCGAAGAAAAAAAAUCUAGACUUUAACUACAAACAAUUUUGCAAAUUACGAAUUGCUAUUAUGCGAAUUAUCGCCGAUUCUUAUUUAUUAUCAUUCAUACACAUAUCUACUCUCCGUUAACGCCAAUAAUUGUGGCUAGUUUAUUGUUAGUUUUUUAAUAGUUUUGAUUUUGUAUGUCAUUCAUCUUAAACUGGACACAUGAAGUAAAAUAUCUCGCGCCGUCACCGUUAACAGAUAGGUUAUUAUAUUAGUGCAGAGCGAUUAAAAAAAAAAAUAGAAACGGGAAAAUGAUUUGAGCACAAUAGUAAAAUAUACAAAUUUUAAAUUGUUAAAAUUUAAAAUUUAUAAAUUGAUUAGAUGUUGAUAUAUGUGACCCUUUAGGCAUUAUCAUGUGAUAUAAGCUUGUCACCGACUUUGUAUCCAGUCGAAUAAUAGAGAAAUGUUUUUCAUUCGACUAUACAGUCGUGCAUUUUUUCAAGAAUAUACCAAAUAUUUAUUUUUAUGUAAUAACAUUUGUAUGGAAUGCGACAACGUUUAUCGCGAUAUUUUAGAGUCGGUCCACUAAUUGAAAUGGUUAAAAUAUAUAAUUUAAAAAAAAAAAAAAAAACAUUAUUGUAAUUCGUUCGUUUUUGUCAUUUGACUGUCAAGUCAAUUUUCCAGUAUGUCCGACGAGGAGAGUUACGAGUGUUACGGCGAGGGAGACAUGGAGACAUCAUCGCCCGUCACCAACGUGUUCACAAAGUUUGUAUACUCAUACUUAACGACAUCCGCAUAUUAUUCUAUAUGUUCCCAAGUCCAUCUGCGGUGGCAUCGGUUCCCCGAUGACAUAUAAAUAGCCUUAUCGACGGCCGCCUUAAAAAUUCUAACCGAGGUGGCGUGAUGCAUUUGUUAUCAUAAUUUGUAGACGUUACUUGUACUUACAUCUAUUAUUAUACUAUAUAUUUGAUAUCAUUUGUAUUUCCGCCACGUAUACCGAAAACGAUAUUUAUUUUUACUGUUUUACGGUGUCAUCGGUAUGACUAAUGACACUCACUGAUGCCAUCACAACAAAUUAGGAACACAUAGGCGUAUAAUGUAUAAAAUGGUGGCAAUAUUUUUAUCGCGCGGUAAUUGUAUUUCAGCGGCGUCGAAAGUCUGAAUACCAAUACGUUGGGUCUGAAGAGAAACACGUGGCUCAGGACGAGUUUGAGGAGAACGACAAACGGGAACAGGUACCCAUCCUAAAAUUACUAAUGAUGAUGUAAGGGCGUUAUGCGUUCGGAUGAAUUGCUUUUUUUUCCUCAAAAUAAAAACUGUGUGUUUGAGCGAGAACAGUUAGGUACAAUGUAUAGAGUGUAAAAGACAAAAUUAUGCGUAUAUAUUGUUUUUUGACAUCAAAAUCUAAAGAGACAGAUACUUACAAAUAUAUUUGUAUGUAGUUUGAAAUAAAAACAAAAAUUAAUGUAUUUUUUCAACAGGCAAAAUUUUAAAUGUACGAAAAUUUCAUUCAGAUUUUGGAAAAGCCACUCAUAACGCAGUUCUUAGUUAAUUUCCGGGGUGUUCAUUGAUGAGUUGUCAGUAUCAUUUAUGUUAUACAAUAUUGGUUUCGACAAAUCCAAAAAAAAAAAAUGAAACAUUUUUAAGGAAAUAUGGUAUCAAUUCCGGAAUUGGUAUUUAGCUAAAAUAUUUUUUAAUGUCCAAUGAAGUAGAUGUUGGUUUCAUAAAAUUUAGGUCGAUUUAUUGAUCUAAGAACAGACAUUGAAUUUACGAAUUAUAUACUUGAAACAUAGAUUUCAGAGGAUUCCAUUUUUCUUUCAUAUUUACGAGCAAGAAAACUUACAAAUGUUACAAAUAUUCGCUCAAACACAUUUCAAUAUAUUAAAAUUACUCUCCAAAACACAUUGUGGUAAAUUGCCCAACCAACAAUGCAAUUUUUAUAAACUCGCCGAAACGUAAACCGCCCUAUAAUUCAUUGUCAUUGACGAUUCCAUCGUUAGUUGUUUACGUCGCAUUAAUAUAAUAAUGUGCCGUUUGUAAUUGUGUUUUUCUUUUUUUUUAGUGCCGAAAUUCUACCGAAUCGUAAAUGGGGUUCAAUGAGACAUUCGUAAGCAUAUUUAAUGUAUUAUAUAGUUUUUUUUUUUUUUCUAUAUAUACUCUGUUCGACCGGUAAUUAUCACGCGUGCACGCGAGCUUUUAAAUUUUAAUGCUCCAAAUCGUUUUAUAUAGGUACAAACGAUUAUUUUUAGUAGACGCACACAGUUCACAGCGAGGUUCGCGUUCGUGACUGGACGUAAUACAAGUUUUAUAUUUAUUUCGAAAAGAAAUAUCGUGUAAACAAAUUGUAUUUCACUAUCCAUAGGUAUAUAUAAAUAUAUAUAUACUUUCGAUCCGUAUUGUAAUGUAUUCACGAUAAUGUAUAAAGAUUUCGUAUCACAUACGAUAUCGUGGGUUCGUUUCGUUUUAGUGCGCUGUAUAAGUAAUAAGUAUAGUAGGUAGGUACGUGAAUGGAAAUUAUGCACGAGGCACAUAAUAGGUAUAAUUUUUCAUACUUUUUACAUAGAUUAACAUCAGCCGCUGUGAUGAUAAAGCCGGUAGAAAACCGAGACGAUUGUUGGCUGUUUUCUUCUGUAAUUUUUAAUUGUACUCGAUUUACCGAGCGAUCCGUAAAUAUGUAUACACAUGUACUGUAUAUAGGUCUGCAGUUGUUGGUAGGUAUAUCGAAAGUCGAAAGAAAUAUCAGUUGAUCGACGAUGAAUAUCAUCCACGAUUAAUAGUAUGUCCGUGGAGCGCCACGGACAGUAAACGGAACGUGCAAUUUACUUGAAAACUAUUAAUUUCUGUAAUACUGAUGGUUUCGAUUAUAGACUUUCGGAUUUAGAUUGCUCGCCCCUUCUUUAUUGAUAAUUGGUCGUUAAAAAAAAAAAAAAUUAUAAUAACCGUGAACAGCAGAGCUAGUCGAGUUCCCCCCUUCCACCAAUUUUCUAUGUAAAACAAUAAAAUAAUGGAAUUCUAUAGAAGUAUAUAAUCUACAAAAAGAAAUUAAAGUAGGCGUGAAAAAACAAUGUUGAAAUUUUGGCAUACAAAUAGGAGAAACUAGGGUUAAAAAUUGAAACUCCCAAAAUGCGCGUCCUUAUAUUAUGUACUCUAACGCAAUACGUAUUAUAUGACAUUUCGUUCUCAUAUUCCUGUAUUCGGGGGUUUGCAAAAUUUAUUUAAAAUCCUCUGAGAAAAUCGAUGGUUCGUUCGUAAUGAGCUGUUCACUCUGUAUACAAAGUUAUUCUUGAAAGUUAUAAAUUAUUAUUGAGAAACAUCGACAUUAUAAUACGAGUUGAGUAUGUUUUAGUCGUGGUGCAGGUAUGUAAUAAUAAUUAGCGCUAAAGUUUGUGACCUCUAAAUUGGCAAAAAAAAAACGCCUGCUAGCUCCUUAUUUGGUAUACCAAAUAAUUUUUUUUUUUUUUAUUAUUAUUAAAUCGCGUGUGGGUUCGUCUCGUCGGCGGACACAAAAGAAACUAUUGUCUACAAUUCUAUAUUCGAAAUCGUGUAUCACACUGCUGCACUGCUAGCAGCAACAACGGCAGAAAAAUUAUUUUAUUAUUUUUGCGACCGAAGUUCGUACCUGACGCAGUCGACGCGAACGUUAAUGAUUUGCAUAGUUCAUAAUUCUUGACAGUCGUAUAUUAUUAUUAUUAUUAUUAUUAUUUGUUUUUUUUUUUUUUUUUUUUUUGAGGGAUCGUUUCAUCGUUUGUGUGUAAUUUGAUGUUUUGACUGCACGAAUGCCGAGUGGAAAUUAUAAUGUUCUCGCGAUUUAAGUACAUACCUACCGCGCAAAAACGAAUAAUAUUUUACUACUACUAUGUAGGUAAAUAAUAUGUUCUAAUAUCGCAGGAUUGUCGUUUACGUAAUUUAAAAUGUACAGUUUUUCCAUAGUAUAAUCGCGUCUAGUGUCGGCCGGUAUACAGCCGCGGUUAUAUGUUUUCAUUUCCGUGCCGUAAUAACGCGAAAACAUUUCACAAAAUCUACUAGUUUUUCUCUCUACUUUACGAAUAUUAUACCGUCCCGUCAUUUCAGUAAGGGAGACCUGACCUUUCUCCUCCUAUUUUUCCUCCUCGCUUAAUCGAAUAAACCGAUUUUUCGGGUAAAGUGCGUGAUGCCGCGAGAAGUAUUUUCGUAUUAUUUAUUUGCGUUGUCGUCAUAGUUACAUUAUAUUAUUAAAACGAAAUAUCGUUUCGACACAAGCGAAUUCUGUUAAUCAAUAUUUCUUUGGUCUCAAGGAAGAAGGGCUCAAAUAAAUUGUGCACGGUUUUAUUAUACAAGCAAAUUAAAUUCUGCACCAACACAUCUAAUUUCUAAUCACUAUUUCGGCCUAACACGUCAAAAUUGAGAUAAUGACAUUUGCUAAUGGUGUACGUUAUUAUUUAGAAUUGUUUUUACUAUACCUAUAUAUAACUUAUAACCAGCCUAUUUUGAUCUGUACAUUUUUCAAUAGACAGCGGCUUUAAAAGUGUUGUAAAAGACAAAUAUUUGUUCUUUUCUUAAUGCAACGCUGGCCUAUUUACAUAGGUGUGGAAUAUUCAAUAGAUUGUGUUACUUUUGCGCUGAGGCUCUCAAAUAUUCCGUUAUUGCUGAACAAAAACUACAUCACAGAUAUGAGAUGUCCUAAUUUUCAGCAUAACAUAUUGUGUCGGGAUAAACACACACUUAGCCAUUUAAACCAGAUCAUAAAGGGAAACGAAUUUUGUAAGAUAAAAUUUAAAAAAAAAAAUCACAAAAUUAACUUUCUUCCCUGGGACUAAAGAUUUGUAUUUACGGUUACCUAUUACAAUAUUGUAAUAUUGUGUAAUAUUUAUUCCGAUGUUCUCUCUAAACUUACGUAUAGUAUUUUUAAUCGUAUUCGCGCGUUUACAUCAAUGCACAACUCAACAAAGUGCAAUGGCUAGACGAUCUGCACGAUCUGCGGUGAACGAUAGUAAUAUUAUUUUCUUUUUCACGCGAAUUGCACAUAUAUAGGUGAUUUUUUUUUUUUUGUCACGAUCCUUAGAGGUGCUAAGACGUACUCACACUACCUUGUAAUUUGUACCUAUCCAUAAUUGUAGGCAAUAUGGGUAAUUGUCAGUCGUUAACUCUGUGGUGGCAUUCAGGCUUGAUAAAUAUUUAUUUUGGUUUUUUAUUAUUAAGUAUUUUAUGAAACCAUAUUUAUUACGUUUCAACAAUUUUUUUUCAGUAAUUGGCCUGGCGUCUGGCCUUAUAAAAUAUUUACAUACCCUUAUAAGAAACUGAAAUAGCGCCCUCCUGACGUUACAGUGAUUUUGUUUAAGCUUUAUUAUAAUAACAUUAUUUGCAAACCUAUGCCCAGUGCUUAUUUUUACUUCGAAUUAGUGUCGUAUAAAUUGAUUUUCAAAUCUCAACCCCUACGAACCUUUUUCAACGCAGAUUAGAACAAAAAAAAAAAUUUCUUUUUUUUUAAAUUAUAACAAAUUUCUUGUUCGUUUUUUCGCCUUUAUUUAUACUCCGGUCUAAACUUUAAACUGUUAUUACGAUGUCUUAUAAACGGUAUAUCCGAUACUUAUAGCGAUAUAUGCACUGUAAGCGUAUCAACAACUGUCGGCGAAGUAUUUUCUUUCCGACUCCGGUCUGAAAACCGGUAUGCUAUGUGGAUAACAAAAGUUAUAGUGUGUAUUUAUAAUAUGCAGUGUAUACGUGGAAGAAGUGUAAAAUGUUGAAAACAAUUAUUGUAAUAAAUAAGAUCGUUGAAUAAUAUCAGACAUUUUUUUUUCUGAUUAGGAUCUCAUAUAUAUAUAUAUAUAUUUGGAUGGGGAAUAUUUUGUCUACUUUGCUCGUGGAACAAUAAUUCUAUCAGAUCAGAUAUGCGAAUAAAAAAAAAAGUAUACGGUUUGAAUAAAUCCUUAUAGAUUUGUUGAAUUUUUUUUAGAAAGCUCCUCCGUGUACAUGAUAAUCGCUAGAUUCUACUGCAGGGUCGUGAUUAAAAAAAAAAAAAAAAAAUCGUAAAAAUCAUCGCGUACCUAUUAUUCGUACACGGCCAAAAACCGAAUCCGUGAAACUAUUGCCGUUUUCCCGUGCACGUUCGCCAUUUAAUUGUGUUAUAAAUAUCGCGUAUUUCGACGAUACUGUAUAGGUGUACAUUGAAAAUCGUUUAUUAUUGUCCGUCCGGAUGGAUGAUAUUAUUAUCUUUAGGUUCACGGGCGUUUGCGGGCGAAAGUAAUGCGGUUUUUUUUUUCUCGCGUCGAUUGUUUACAUUCGUGCAGCGCGCGGUAUAGGAAAACUACAACAAUUCUGUAAUAUAAUAAUAAUGAUAAUAAUAAUAAUACUCACAUACGAACGUUUUGUCAUGUUCCAAACGGUUAUUUUUUUAUAGGUACGUGUAUUGUAAAAACGAAAAUGAAAAAUUACGUAAUUUUCUCUCUAUUCAUAAUAUUCGCCGACGCACAACAAGUGCUGCAGUAUAUACACUAUACUUAAACACAAUACAUACAAAUACAUGUACAGGGCGAUUCUUUUGCGUCAUAAACCGGCGAUAUGAUUAUAUUGCGUGCACAUUUACGGAGAUUUCGAAUAAACUAAUUGAUUUCGGUUGCUUAUUGUUUAUAUUUAAGAGGAUGCGCCUAACGUGCCCCUUGUCCUUUUUCCACCAAUAGAUAUAUCGAUCAGUUCCCAACAAAACAAUUUCUAUAUCAUUAUGUAGAAUAAGCGCAAUCGACUUUCGGUCAUGCAAUGUCCGAUAUAUUGUAGGACAUUGGUUUCAUUCACCGAUUUGUGAUUCGGUGAUAACAAUAUUAUGUUUAUCGGUGAAAGCCCGGAACGAGAUAAAAAUAAAUUAAACAAUUAAAAAAAAACAAAAAAAAAACGUAAAAUUAUAACUAUCGAUGAAAGUUCGAACGGGAAUCAGAAAGCGAUGGGCCGAAAAGGAUAGAGAGAUUGAAUGAACGUGUGAUGAGAUGGUCUUAUAUGUGUCUUGUAAUUUUUCGAUUUAAUCAUUUUUUCUGGUAGAAAACGUCGUGUUUUUAUGGAAUAAUGAAAUCGUGAAAUUGUACGUUUUCCUACGUUUUUUCCCACUUAAGUGUUUUUAUUUGAAAAACGGCGUCGAAAAUCAAAAAAUUACCUCUCUGUAGUACAAUAUAGACAACUUGAGCUUUCGGAAAAGUUGGAGCAAGUUUACUUGGAAAAACACGUGUCCACAGAUCAGAACAAAGAAAAAAAAAAUUAACAGCAUUGUAAAACCAAUAACUCUCUCGCUACGCUCGGAAUCUAAAAAUGAUUAUGGGAAAAUUUACAAUGGUGACAUUUUGUAAAUAUUGUUGUAUCAUUCUAAAUGGUUCUCUGGACUCGGAAAUUUGCUCAAAAACGUUGUAGCCAAUCACUGAUUCGUGAUACAAAAAAAAACAUUACGCCGUACCUACUCCGUCGUUGUGUGGUGUACAUUAAAAAAUCGGUCUGAUUUUUUCUUCGCUUUUUCGAUUUUAUUUCUCGGGCCGAUAAUUUUCGCGUCGCUGCCGCUGUUCUCAGCAGCAGUUCACGCCAAAUACCGACGCGUCCUUGAGUUCAACGAAUCCGCGUCGGUGUAAGUGUACACCGUGACCGGAAUUCUUUCUAUAUACAAUACGAUAUAGUAUUAUAUCGUUAGUAUCUACCCAAAUACAUAUAUUAUGUAUAUAAUGUAUCUGUUUAUACACAGGGUGUCUCUGAACCGUGUGCCGCCACUGGCAUUGCCGUACUCUCGGGGACGGGGUGACCUAUAAUAACAAUAAUCUGUUAUUCGACGUCGUAUAACAUGCCUGGGUAAUUAUAGUAGGUAUGAUUUGUUACUGUGCCCGUUAUUUUUGAAGUUGAACGUUUUAAUUAAGGACCGCCGGCCGGAAAUGCGUUUCGACAGACACGCGCCUUAGAACAGGGUCCGUACAGUUUUUAGCUCGGUUGGAUACGAUUUACAUUUUCGCGCGAUGAUUUAUUUGUGAUUUGAUCGAAUAUCGCGGUGGACGUAAUGAGCGCCGCCCCGCGAUGACGAUUACAAAUAACGUAACGAUGUCACAGGAUGCCGCGACUAGACAAUAGCGCGCAGUAAAAUUGCAUUUUAGACCCUAUCCACGUUGACCAUACACUGUCACGUUUGUCGGGCGACUUUCGGACCGAACGCGUACGUAAACUGCUGUACCGCGGUAUUUCCAACGACAUUCCCCCUUAGGUAUAGACGUGUCGACAACGAUCGUUUUUCGGAGCGUCGUGCGCCACGGCUCUUGUGCGGGCCUUUGUCGCGGAAACACCGCGCCGCGUAGUGGCCGUACGCCGGUUCGUAAACACCCUGUACAUGUUGUUGUUGUUGUUAUUUACGACAGUAUAAUGAUCUGAAGAAAGAAACAAAAAAAAAACGAGGUUCGAGUGCGUAUACUAUGGGUGUUGUGCAGCGGUAAAUACUAAUGUGUAUAACGCGCGCCGCGAUACCAACGAAAUUAUUAUCCGGCGAACGUUAUGACCCAGUGAUGCGGUGAAAAAACAACCGACAAAAAAAAAAAAAAAAAAAAANUAUACGAUCUUGUGCGGGCCUUUGUCGCGGAAACACCGCGCCGCGUAGUGGCCGUACGCCGGUUCGUAAACACCCUGUACAUGUUGUUGUUGUUGUUAUUUACGACAGUAUAAUGAUCUGAAGAAAGAAACAAAAAAAAAAAAAAAAAUGAAAGGCGAAACCCGACGGUCGCUUAUGAACCGGAGGAAUGCUGCUGUAGCGUGCGGCCGGCCGUUCUACUAUGACCCGCGGAGCGAGACUGCUAUUACAGUGCUACGGCGCUGCGGGCCGCGUUGGUAUUGCAGUCUCGCAGUAGGUAACCGACCGUACUGUUCGCGCGGCGCGCCGUCCGCCCGCCCGCCGCAUUGGUUUUAAUUUUUUUUUCAUUUAGGCACCCGCCAUUACGGGCAGUGCCAUUACGGACGGUACGCGCGCUCGACACCCCUUCUAGGCGGCGGCGAACACGUGACACGCGUUCACAAACGUUCGCGUUCGUUUCGCCGCGCGUCCCUCUCCCCCGGUGGUCCGGCGCCCGUUAAUAAUUUCACCGACGCGAACGCAGGGGCGGCGGGCGCCGUUAGUCUGUCAAACCGUUGCGGCGUUAACGUCACCUGCACCACGCGCGCCGGCGAGGUCUCGCGGUUUCGCCGAUAACGCAGUUCCCGCGUAUAUAAAAUAUAUUUCAUUAUCGGGACAUGCCGUUACGGUCCUGCGGGUAGUCGACGACGGGAGACAUGAAACAGGAGUAUCGGUCUUCGUGGAGAAGGUACGUUUUUUUUUCGGUUUUUUUAAAAUUUUAAAACGCGAUCGUAUAGGCGCAAUAAUUGCCGGCCGACAGCUGCGCUCGCAGAAGGCUUAAACCUAAAUUCGUGUGUGUUUUUUUUUUUUUUUAUGAAAAUCGGUUAGGUUUUCGUAUUGUUAUUAUGUUUGCAAGUGUUGUCUAUUGUUGUUGUUGGCGUUUACCGUCACAGCCCGUUGUCUUGGUCGGUACCAUAUGGCGAAUAACAAUAAUUAUUGUUAUUAUUACGUCGUCGUCGCGAAUAGAAUAACUUUUUUUUUUUCUGUUCGUUUGUUUAUCGCGUUUUUACCGUACGGAUUCCGACAGGUAACGCCGCGUAAUUGCGAAAAAUUGCGAAAUUUCGCCCACGACGACCGUUGUGCGUCAUCGCCGUCGCCCCUGCAGUCACAGUCAUCGUUCUCGGUCGAAAAGACCUCGGUUCGAAAAAACGAUCGCGUGUGAUAAUUAUUAUAAUAGUGCAACAGGUGACUAAAAACUGUAGAAUAAGUCGCGUCCGAAAACAUUUUUCGAAAAACAAAUCGAACAGUAAUCGUCGUCUUAUAUAGUACGCGUCAAUACCGUCGGUCCGCGCCCGUUGCGCGGGUCCUGACUCUCGGUACAGUAAACAUUACACCUGUUUAACUUCAGGGUUUUUUUUUUUUUAUUUCGCCCUCCUUCUUAAUUAGGUCUUUUGACGAGCGCUGUUCGCCGUUCGCGGCGGGUGUUAUUUACGAAAAAAGAAAAUCGAUUUGCCCGGUGUCCUUGAAAAGAACUCGUACGACAGUAUUCAGAUUACCGCGGCCCGCAGGCAGACCGCAGUUUUAAACAAUAUAUUUAUCGGCAUUAUAAUAUAAUUGGUAUAGUAAUGUAUAAAAAAAAAAAUAAAAUAAUAAAACUGUCGUCAUUUCCAUACGAAACACACACCAUACUUGUACAACGCGGGCGAUAAUCGUUGUGUUUGUGCGGUCGAACAGUAAAAGAAAAAAAAAACCGUUUUUAAUUAUUCGAAAUCGUCCGUCCAAUGAUAGCGUAAUUUAAUUCGACGCGUAGGUACACCGCAUAAUAUUAUCGUUGCACUCCGGUUGCGCGGUGCCCUUCGGUAAAAUUGCUCGUAUCGUUUUCCGAACGCGUCCGAAUAAAAAUGCGCGCGCGCGAUUUCCGUAUUUAAUUUUACUCGAUAGCGUUCCUGCAGCAGACCUCUCGUUUUCGGAACGUUUCGCCGCGGAUCUCCAAAGAACACAACCCCUUCCGUACCUCACAGCCGUCACCGUUUCCGUCCUCGGUCCGGCCCUUCCAAUACGGGCCCCGCCGGAUAUAUACGUCCCUUCAGGCCUGACGGUUCGUGCCGCACCAAGUUCUCCCUGCCCCCCUCCCAAUCUCGAGAUUCGAUGAUAAUAUAUUGUGAUAUAUCACAAUAGUUACACCAUUCAUGGUUGUUCUCUUAUCGCGUUAUUAUCAAUUUGAACACGCGUGUAUUACGUUAUUAUUCGAACGUGCGCCGGAUGUUGCAAUAUUGUAUUGCCAAUAGCAAUCUCUGAAGUAUAUAGUAUACGGUAGUAGGUUAUUGUUCGGAAGUGUUCGAGUCUCGGUAAACUCGUACGGUUUUUUUUUUGCAUACGACCAAGUAUAGGAAUGUUAUUAGGUACUACUUCAGUACUUGAAGUCGAACACGCGGUGGUCGUUCGCAAAACUCGGCUUAUUUUAAUAUACCAACAGCGUAGUGUAUGUACAUUGCGAGUACAACGGGAAACGCGUACAGCGGGGAGACGUUACUGGGGUCUUUUAUCGAUAAACGGGCGGGCAGGCGGGUCGAAUAGUAUCGCCGGACUAGCUCGCGCGCAGGUGUCGUGCAAGGUCGCGCCGGCCACCGUCGCCCUGUAUAAUCGGUACGCACAAUCGCGCCGUCCGUUAGAAAAACGAUAAAAUAUUCGAAAUCCGAACGUUUAACUGCAAAUAUAUUACCGCGGUAAUGGAUAGCUAAUGAUAAUUAUUGCUGCAGUUAUUAGGCUCGUGAUACGUGUGCGUGGCAUUAAGAAAACGCCAUUUUAUGUAUUUAGCAUAAUAUUACGGCGCGUGUACCUGCUAUACUGUACUACUGCACAUAGAAAGUAGCUUUCCAUCAUAAAUAAUAUUGUAGUCACUGUUUGGUGUAUAGCUGCUGCUAUUAUGUAUCUAUUAAUGAAUAGAUAUUUCGGGAGAAAAAAAAAACGCGUUAUGGUUGUUUUUGCAAAUGCGCAUAUUAAGCGAAUUUUACUGCAGUGCAGCAGAUCGCUUUUACUUUUUUUUUUUCAUUUUUCCUCGAUUUCCAUUAUUAUAAUACCGAGGUUGUGUAAUAAUAGUAUAUAAUAAUAAUUUAAUUAUAAUUAACGAUUUGAUAUAAUAAAACGUCCGCGUUUGUUUUGUUUUUGUUUGUUUCGCACAGGUCUGGCAAGAGGAUCAGCUCAAACGCAUUAGCCAGGUACGGUAUCAACGAAGAUUUACACUUUUUCGUUAUACGGGGUGAUUUACGAUUGGGGACAGUAAUAUAGUUCUGGUCGAAUUGCACUCGGGUCAAAACCCGCGAGUAACGACGCGGGUAGAGGCUGGGGGGCUUAGCCCGCUAAACAUUUUCAUAUCUCCCUAAAAUAAUUAUAAAAAAAAUCAAUAAAUUAUUAUUCUAACCCCCCUCCUUUCCCGCGUAAAAUUCAAUAAAUUCUCCGCCUAUGAGUGACGGUCGAAAACUCGGGGUCAAAAGAAUAAUGUUUGAAAAAUAAAAAAAACAAAGGAAUACUUGACUUAAAAUCAAACUCUUAUCACUCUUACUCCCGUUUACAACCUUAGGAAUUUUCACCAGAUUAAAUUAAAUAUAUUACAUAUGUUAUACGGUGCAAUUUGUCGAGUUUCUCUUUUAUAGAUUUCUACAAACAGUAAUUAUGCGCGCGUUAAAUAAUUAUAAAAAUAAUUCGGCAAGUUCAAAGCAACGCUUUUUAAUUUUAUAAAAGUACCCAUGUAACAGAGAAAACUCAUUUUUAAGUACACGUCGAUGAUUAAACCGUAACCAAACCUUUUUUUCUACAGUGCAGUCCGACCAUUAUCGUUUUUUUUUCCAUCCCAAGAAGUGCAAUUCGACUAAAAUAAGUGCGCUUCGACCUUGUCCAUUAGCCCCGUCGUCCUUGUUCAAAUGGGGUUUUUUUUUUUUUAUUUGUUUUUGUCUAUAUCGUAUAUUAUUAUUAUUUUAUACUAUAGCGAACUAUACCGGAGUUCGAGUUUCAAUUCGUCCGGUCGGAGUUCCAUUUGCGAUACGCCCGACGAUGUGUACUCUGACACGUCCAUCGAAGAGGACGUUCUCGACCUCAACAAUAAGGUAUAAUACGACGGCAGCUAUUUAUUAUUUUAUUUUUAUUUUUCCGAAUACUCAAGUCGUGUUAGGUGUAUACGUUGUAAUAUCAUCUUAAGUGCCUAUAUAUUAGUAUUAUUAUUAUUAUUACAUUCUCCUUCACCUCCGCGUCCGGUUGAGACUAUACAAAUUAUAUUAUAUUGUUGGAACGGCGCGUAAACAUUUUCCAUACACGUCGCAGCGCGCCGUCGUCGUGUAAAUAAUAAUUUUUUUUUUUUUCUUACUGUAUUAUUCCUCCGUCGUGUUUCGGUGGAAACGAUUGUGUACGUCCGGAAAUUUUGGUUCACACGCAGUUUAAAUAAUAUUUUUAUUUUUUACGGUACGCAUAAUAUUACGUGUACCUGCCAUACCUGCGUACGUGAACUCGUUCGCGGGUUUACCGCACGACUUACGGCCAUCGUCGGUGUGUUUAAGUCAUAUAUGAAAAUCCGGCGUUAAUAACCGAUGCAGCUGAUAUUAUCACACGUUGGGCGAUCUCGUAUAAAGUAUUCGAAAACGGACGAUUAUAAUACAUGUAUUAGUUGCAACUUUACAAGGCGAAUCCUUUUUUUUAUACUACAGAGAAAAUAAAAAAACUACGUAUACUCACUCGCCGACUAUAGAUUAAAAACGCAACAAAAAUAAGGCGUCUUGUCGUUUUUCUAUUGGAGCAAUAUUUAUGGUAGAAAACAUAAGCCGUAAACAUUUGCCCCCCUUAGAAAAUCGAAAAGUGACUUCUAUAUAAUGCACCGGCUAGGCAAAAUUUCCUUUCGGGAUAAAGUACUAUGGACUUUGUACAUCGGAGCAAGAUUUCUUUUCGAAAAGCUGUUUACAGAAAACAGAAAAACACAUCAUAUAGUAAAACCAAUAUAAAAAAAAAAAAAACUAAAAUUAAUACAUUUUUUCCCGAACCCGAAAAAUUAAUUGUCAAUUUCUAAUGAAACAAUAUAUUGAAUUUUAAAACGCAGAUUUUUAUUUUUUCCACGUGCAACAUAAUAAAUUAUACGAAUUUUUCUUUUUAAUCGAACUGUAAUCAAAUGCUAAUGGGCCCAUCAAUGUGAAUUUACAGCUAUAAUUCGACUGGUUUUUAAAUGGCAUAGAUCUUGUGCAAUUAUGGUCUAUUGUGAAUGCAAAUUAAUAACAACAGUUUCAAGUCAUUGAUGAUGUAUUCAAGUAAUUACACGAUGUUGCUCGGCGGAAAAUCGUUAAUUUUAGAUUUAUUUUUAGGGUUGGGCCGAGCGAACGAGCGAACCAUUUGUUUCACGACGGUGUGUUUCGUUCGAUUUGUUUAUUGUAAUUUGCUCUAGAAAUAUUCUAAGCGUUCUUCGAAAAAUUACGGAUUUUUUUUUAGUUUUGAACCGGGAUAUAACCGACCAACUAUUUAUCCGCUAUAAAAACGCGUCCGGAUAAUUUCCGAUCGAUUUCCUGUGUCCCUCCUCCCUGCGGAAAAAUUAGUAUUCUCGUUUUAUUAUCGCCGUCCGCUUUGAGUCCGGAUAUUGCUAGGGCUGGAUUUUCGGAGCAAGAUUUCCGGCAGGAUUUUGAUUUUCUUGACCAGAAUCUUCUUCCGAAUUUCAAACUUUUUUGGAAGAUUAUUUUGUCUAAUUGGUGUGUUUUUUGAUUUCCGUAUGGGAAAGACCUGACAAAAACGGAUACGUUUACGCUAUAAAUGCAGAUUUGAUUAUUUUCGAUUUUGUUUUUUUAUUGUAAUUCGGUUAAAAAUUAUCAUAGUGAUCUGAUAUUUUGACAGAACACUUAUAUUUUUGUGUUAUUUGUAGACGUUUGAAAAUUUCAAGUUUUUUUUUUACAAAUAAUAAAAACUAACUUGGCUAUGAUUUUUUUUAUGCGAAAAUUUUUUAGAAAAAAAAAUUACAAGCUUCAGGUAUCGAAUAUCAGGUAUCUUCUAACCGAACUUCGCUCGGAAAUCGUAUUUCUUUAUAGUUAUGUAUAAUAACUAUAAUAGACUAUAGAUUACUAGGUCCCGACGCGAUAUCACAGUGGCGCUCACACUCCUUACCAAGUAGUGCAAUUUGUUACACGGGCGUUCGUGGGUGGUGGGUACAAAUUAAAAAUUAUAGCCGCAAGUCAUAUUAGAACAAUCCAAUUUGUACGUUUAUUAUUCGUGAGUGACGUGGGUGAUCAUUAUUAUUAUCUGCUGCAGGGAAUGAUCGGGCGCCACUAGCAACUUGCAUCGUUUCGGCCGCCCUAACGCGUUAGUCCCGGACAGUGCUGCGUGAUUGUAAUUCCCCCCCCCGCGAUUUUCGAUUAUAAUCGUUUAAUCGAAUACAAGAAAGUUGACGAUUUUUUAUCGAUUAUUCGGUUAUUCGAUCAAUCGAAAUAAUCGCGCAGCCCUAGUCCUGGGACGCGUGCUAUUAUCGAAAGGAUGAUUUCAGUAUUGAAUGGACGGUGCCGCGCUUUCGUGGCGUUUUCCCGCCGUCGAUUUACAAUAUUCAGAAUAGCGUAUUCUGCCGAGCGAAUUACGUUACAGAAAAAAAGAAAAACUGACGAUCCAUUGCAAUCGAUCAAAUAAUGUACACUUUUUUUCAAUUAUUAUUGUUAUAAAAUUAAUCAAAAUUACAAGGUACGCUUGUAUUACGUCUGCUGGAAUGGUACGCGUAGGAAAUGACCGGCGCUCGCGAUUUCGUUCUCCUCGUACAUGCAUAAUUCUUUUACUCCGCAACAGUCCGAACGGCGUCGCGGUCCGAACUAUUAUAUAGAUGUGACCGAAAAACGGUGAUCGGAAAAAAACUACACGGAAAAAAUCGACAAGUAAAAAAACGUCAAAUGUAUUUCACUUCAUAAGUACAAAUAUUAGUGGCCGAUUAUAGGCGGCUGACCACCGAUCAAAUAACUGCCGCUAUAUUAUAUUCCAAAGGCGCGCCUUGGAUUUUUUUUUCUUGGGGGGGGGGGGCGGAAGAACUAACUGUAUUAUUUCUGUACAAUAAUAGUAUCCGAGCAAACAUUAUGCGAAGAAUAUUUAACUGGGAAAAGAGAUGUAUACAACAUUUUUUAUUAACCAUAUAGCAUUAUAGCAUGCGAUAUUUAUGAUUCAUUAUUAUUGACUUUGAUUGACUUAAAAACCGAUAUUAGUGAUUUUUAUAUAAAACGAAUUUGACGUAUUUUACCCGUGUUGUUAGUCUUUUCCUGGAUUCGUACAUAACAACCCGACGGCUUAUCGUUAAAGUCAGCCGCCGUUUACCAAACAUGCUAUGUUUACAAUAUUAUCACAGUAUAUUUAAUCAGAUGAAUAAUAAUAGUCAGAACAGAACCAUUGAUUAUUAUUUGUUAAAGUUUUUCAUUGAUCCGUAAUAAUGCGUAUUGUAUUGCAUUAUCUAUUAUUUUAGUUUUGUAAUAAUAUUUACUUUUUUCUGUCAACUAUUUAAUCGUACCUGCAGCCCGUUCGUACAUCCAUAUGCACGGAGCUUAAUGAAAAAUAUUAUUUACUCGUUGCGCCAUUAUGUAUUUUUAUAGGCGUAUUUUCGCGAGUCGUUUAAGCGCAAUAGUAAUCAUGAUUAAUAAACAAUAUGGCAUUAUCAAUGUGCUAAUGAUAAAAAUAAACGUAAACAUUGCCUGCUGGUGUACAGACGGGGGAAGCCGUAAUAGUUUCCGGAAAAUAAACGACCACCGAACGUUAGAAAUCUAUAAAGUAAAUUUAACCGACAAAUAAAAUAACCAAAACAGAAACAGAAUAAUUUCAGAAUGCGUAUGUUUACUGAAUGUAAUACCGGUGACUGUAAUUAUCCAGAAAAAAAAAAUGACCAGAAAGUAGGAACUAAGAAAACAAAAUCGUCAUAUUUUGAUUAUUUGUUGUCAUUUUUAAAUUUUUAUAAUAUCCGCAAUGAUUUCCGAGAAAAUCGAAACAAAUUUAUAAUAAAGGUCCACACUGACUGUACCCGUAAUAGGGAUACUGCACCAAAAGCCGAGAAAUAAUUUUUAUCGGUAUAUUACUUUCUGGAUUUUUAUUGUUUAUAGUUUUUUUUUUUUUUUUUCUGUUGAAAUAUUUUACGGAUUCCUAAUUUUUGUAAAUCUCUACUUUCUGGAAACCCGCACGCUAUUGAUUUUAAUUCUGACGUACCGUAUUAUUAUCUGGAUUUUUACGUUCUACGGAUAAUAUACGUUCCAUAAUCAGUUUACAUUCUGUAUAAUAUUUAUUUUCGUUAAUUUCGUUUUCGGUUGUAAUAUUUAACGGGAUUUUUACAAUCUGGCUGGCAGCUUUGAAUUCUGUGAUUUUAUUUACUGUAUAUUUAAACGCUCUGUCAAUCUGAUGGAAUCCCGAUGGUUUUUUUUUUUCUGUCUGGAACAUUGUAUAGAGACCCAAAGACGGCUCUCUAUUCGUUGUGUGUAUCCGGACGCACCACACGUCAACAAAUCGUUCAACUUCCGGCGCGAUUAAUCGUUUAGAACAGCGGUUCUCAACCUGUUCGUACCGUUAACACACAGUUUGACAUUUUUCGCGUACCACUCGAUACGAUUAUUCGACCUUUUUUUUUUUGUUCACUCGUCGGAAAAUGAAACGUGUACGUAGUUUUUCUACUAUUAAAUCUGCGUAAUAUUAUACGGCCAUUUUAAUACGCGGACGUGAAAUUAAACAUGCUAUAGCUCCAAGUUCUGUGAACGUCUAUUAUGAACCAACAAACUGCAUUAUCAUAACUGAUAACAAUGUUCGUAUUUUUCUUCUCGUUCGUCGAAACGUUUCUCCUCCUCGCACCACCCAUGAGCCAUCCGAGCGCCACUAGCGGGUACGCGUACACCGCAGGUUGAGAAUCGCUGGUUCAGAAGACGCGACGAUACAGCGGCCAUAUUAAUGGCCAUGUGUACACCGUGGCCGCACGUCGACGCGGCCGUUUCGAAUCGCGCUCGGCUGUAAUAUUUAUUGUCGCGUACCCGCGCACGUGUGUUGGCUUGCGGGGGACCAACGCGGCGUCGUCGGCCGCGAUAAAAGCUCAGCGCGUCGCGUCAUCGGUUAACGAACGUUAAUGUGUCGACUCGUCGUAUACAGGGUGUACCAGUAACAGACGGUGACCCACGGAAUAGAUUGUGGGAAUAAUUUGUUUUUUUCUUUUUUUUUUUUUCAUCCUUAUCGUCGUGAUUUCGCGCGACACGUACGUUCUUCAGAGAAAUCGAACGCUGUAUUUCGUUUUGAACGCUUUAAUUUAAUAACGUGAUCCGAUCAUAUCGAGAAAAAAAUCCGAUAAUCGUUUGAAACGUCGGAGAAUUUCGCGGAAAAUUCUGCUGCGGUUUUUUUUUUUUCAUAGACAAUUUACGCAGAAAUCCAUACAGGUUUUAACAUUAGAAGAAGAAAAAAAAACUGUAUACAGAGUGAUUUUUUUAUCAUGAAUCAGCAAUUGUCUCUGAGGGUUUUAAAUGAAUUUGAUUUCUGUUCUAUCUAAUCAUUAUGGAACCGUUUAAGCUUCAUUUUAAAACCAUUUUUAACUUUUCGCCUCUACUUCAUAUACCUUAAACAAGUGUAUAUACUUGCCUAUCUAUAACUAUUCCCUACUCCUCCGGUCUAAACUUUAAACUUGUAUAACUCGGUAAACGGCAAAUCUGAUAUUAAUGUUAUGCACAUCAAAAUUUCCAGAAAAAUAUUCUUUAUUCAAAUCUGUGUUCAAAAGGUUGGGAGAGUGAGUGGUUUCCAUUUGAAAAUCAAAAAUAUGCCCUUAUUCAAGGUGAAUGGAAUAGGGGUAAAAAUUUAAAAACGGUUUUAAAAUAAAGCUUAAACGACUCCGUAAUGAUUCCGUAAAUCGAAUUCACUUAAAAUCCUCCGAUAUAAUUACCGGUUCUUAAAAAAAAAAAAAAAUUAGCCCAGUAUAACCUACAGAGUACGCAUCUCGUAGAGUGCGCCACUUGUUUUUCCAAUACGCUCUGUAUAGUGUAAACACUUUGAGUAGUUUAUUAUUAGUUAUUCAGUAUUAUAUAAAUACGGUAAUAAUCUUGUAGUAUAAUUAUGUGGUAAUAAACGAAACGGUGUUUUUUUUUUUUCGUGUCUAAAUUUUUUCCCCGAUCGUUUGUAGUCUGUGCGCGGAUCCCGAUGCCGUCGCUCGUUUGUCGCCCACAAAAUCGGCGCGUAACCGUUUUCGCCCGGGUAUUCCCGUUUUCGUUUUAGAAUUUUUCGCGACGCGUCCGGACGUUCAAUCCCGACAGCGACACCGUUUCCGGUACGGUUAUAAUAAUAAAAAUUGUUGCCGGCCCCGUGGAAACGCGCGCGCGUACCUUCGUCGCCGGGCCCCGUCCGUGGGCGGUCGCUUAAAAUACGAAUCGCGAAAGAUUUUCGCGGACGAAUUUUCUGACCCGCGGCCAACGAAAUAUUGUAAUAACCCCUGCGGGCCGUCAUUACCGUUGUUGUUGUUGUUGUUGUUGUUAUUAUUAUUAUUAUUAUUAUUAGAGUAUUACGCGCGAGCAGUCGCCGUUUCGACGCGCUGCCGCAACGAGCGGAGUGCGAUCAAAGUGCAGUAAAAAAAAAAAAAUUACUAAAUAACAAUAUCGGUGGAGAACAGUUAGCGCGCGCGCACACACGCACACACACACUUAAUAAUAAUAAUAAUUGAUUCGGCUGCUAUCGGUACCGAGAUAAGCGCCAAAUGGCUUCUGCUCGGGCAAAGGGGCCAAAAGGCCGACGACGGCCGCCGCCGCCGCCCGGACACGUCGCAACAACAGCAGCGGUCGCGGCCGUCAUUAUAAUAGUCGCGUGAAUACGUAACGGCGCGCGCGACGCACAACGACCGCCGCCGUCCGGGAGCCGUUUUUUUUUUUUUUACACGCAUUAUGCUAGUCAUGUCGUCGCUGUUUCCGCCGCCGUCCGCCAAGAAGAUAAACGUCGCCGAAAUCGCCGCGGUCGAGAACUGUUGCCCCGAACUCGAAUUCGACAUGUGGGACGGCCAAUUCGAGUUCGUGGGCAACGCUUACCGCGACGGCGACGGCCCCGCAGCCGCCCGCGACUUUGACGGCGACCUGUUGGAACUGCCCAAAAUCUCCGGAAAACCUCAAUCGUUUUGUGGCGUGCAAAAAGUAAUUUCGCCGUCAUAUGCGUUUUAUUAUAAUUUUUAUUUAUUGUUCAAAAUUUUCAUUUAUCGACAACACGACUGCGGUCGCGUGUGUGGUUUUUUUUUUGUCGUUUGUCACGCGCCCCUGAUGGUUUUUCUAUUUGUUUCCAUUUGUUGUUGAUGUUGUUGUUGUUGUUGUUGUUGUUGUUAUGCAAUUAUAUAUUAUUAUAACGUUGUUUGAUGACUUUCGUGUAUUACACGCGUACAGGUACAAGUGCUGCAAAAACAGAUGAGCGCUCUGGCCGACAACCAACACCUGACGGACGAACGGUACGCGCGCACCAAGGAGGAAAACGCCGCGCUCCAGGCCCGCGUCCACAUGCUGGAGGAGCAGCUCCGCGACACCGAACUCAGGUGCGAGGAACGGUUGGCGUCCGAGGAGCGCAGGCACAGGGAGCUCGUGACCCGAGUCGACAGGGAGAAGCAGUUGCAUGUCGAUAACUGUGCCAUAAGGUUAGCAUUACAAUUUUUGUAUAGUAAAGUUGUUGGUGUUGUCGUUAUCGUUGUAUAAACGGGCCGGGUUUCGGUUGUCAUAUAAUAAAUACAGACUUCAGAGUAUCGAGGCGGCCAACGAUAACCUGCGGGUGGAGGCCGAGAAGUGCAAGUCCGCGUUGGAUCUGAUGCGGAACGAAAAAACGUUGUUGGAACAGCGGGUAAGCGAUCUCGACGUGGGCGCGCAGUCGUUCAAAGACGAGAUACGCCUGUUGGAGGCGGAAAUCAAGAAGCUGAAACUCCGGGAGAGGGACAACGAAAAAGUGCGUCCGCGAUGUGCCCGCGUAUACACCAGCCUGUCUAUGUUGUACAAUCGAUGCUAAUUGUAAUCGUUUUUUGUGUAUUGUGUGCGUUUGCAUGUAUAGAUCAUCGACGGUCUGACCAAAGAAUUGGAAUUGUCCCGGCUGGAAAAAGAAGCGAUGGUCACCGAACUGCGCGCGCCCUCGCCGUACGUCACAGAACUCACCGCUCAGCUGGAGUCUCUGAAACACCAGAACCGAUGUAAGAUUUGCCGUAGUCUUGCGUACGGUUGUUCGUUUUUUUUUUUUUCGUUUCGUAUUUAUUUACAUUUCUCUUGUUCGUCGUUUCAGCGCUUAAAGAUUCGUACGACGAACUGCAGGCCUCGUCCAUAGCCAAAGGCAUAGAGAGAGGCAGACUGUUGUUGACAGAGUCGCCGAGCCUCGCGUCCGAACUCGACGGAUUGACCCACGACGACGUAAGUGCACAAUACGAUACGCACAACUACGCGCCUGCGCGAUAUAAUAAUCGAAAAUUUGAAAUUCGUUAAAUCAGCGGUAGGAAAAAAAAAAAAACGUGUCGUCCUAUUAAUAAUCUGUUGACAAUAAUAUUGCGAAAAAACAAAGCUUAAAAAUAACAAUUCGUACAGGGCAGAAAAAAUUCGAUCAAACGAUUAUUCGGAAGAAUAUACACAUAUUAACCAGGCGAAACGCUAUACUAUUAUAAUUGACCAUGUACAAAUUAAUAAAUACCAUUAUUAAUAAUUAUUGUUAUUACUAAUGUAACGAACACACACGAGCAAACUAUUACAACAUAAUUCACUAUAGACGUCUUAAUCGUUUUGCCAUGAUUCAUUAUUUAUUUUUACGUUGACAGUACACUUAACAAUAAUACUAUGAUAAUAUGUGUGUACGUAUAUUAUUUAUUGUAAUAUACACUUGAAAAAAUAUAAUUUUUUAUUUUCAUUUUUUUUUUUUUGCUCGUUUUCACAGCACAGUCCCUCGUCUUUGCAAUUAAACAAGGUAAUUUUCAAUAUUUUUGGUUUCUAAUAAAAUACCUGUAUGCGUAUGUAUAAUACUAUAAUAAUAAUUGAUCGAAUUAACAGUGAUUGGCUUUUGUAUUUUUUUUUUUUUUUUCUUAUGUGUUUUUACAUUUUAAUCGCAUUUGGUUUAAUAUUAAUCUUGUAGGCACAUGUAUAGUUCAUAACGGUGUCGACUAAUAACCAUUAAUAUUAUCACUAUUAAUAUUCGCUGUUCAAUCGUUUUUCAUUAACCAAUCGAUCAAAUUAUCAUUAUCAUAUUAUGUUACUACUAAAUAAGCAUGUCCGUAAAGCGCUCGAUCUUUAUCACUUUCUGUACGCGGUCAAACUCUCAAUGUCGGAUUCGUAAGAGAGAAAAAAAAAAAAAGGGCAAAUACUGAUGAUGGGUGUAACACUGUUCUAGGCGGGAAGUUGUAAUGAGGGAUAUCGGAAUGUAGAGUAAUUUAAUUUUCAUCUAUAAGUACGCAACUGUAAACAAUCGCUUACAAAAAACGAUUCUGAGCCUAGUAUUAUUAGUCGUAUUUCCCCCCUUAUUUGCCAAGGUGACCCAGAAAUUAACAAAACUUCUACAAAAAAUUGCUGGUUUUUUUUCAUUUACAAGAAAAUAUGUAUACAAUUUUUUGAGAGCCUGAUUUCUGGUAGAAAAAUUGUAGACAGACAGAAAAAAAAACUGUAAUAGUAAAAUGCAUACAUUCCUAAUUCUCACUUCGCUCAGAAUCUAAAAGAUUGGAGGAAAAACAACUGUAUCCCUAUGAAUACGUGUUGUAAAAUCACUUCAGCUUCUUGGUAUUUCACCUAUUAUAACCUUGUUUUACCUACCUUUUUGUGUUUCUUUACACUUCAACAUGUGGUUAUAAUAUAUUACUUGAUUAUAAUUAUCUGCAGAGAUAAAAUACCCAAGUAUCAAAAUAAGCAAGGUUAUUAUUUUAUUUUAUCACCAAACAAUAAUAUUAUCAACAAAAAUUUUAAAUUAAUUUAAAUUAAAUUUUUCAAUUGUUUAAAAUAGUGUUUAAUGAUCACAUUCACACAUUUUGAAAAUAUUUGUAUGCUAAUAAUAUCAUAAUGUACAUACAUAAUAUUUUUGCGGAUUCAAGUGAGAAGAUAAAAUCCAAUUAUCAGUUAAAAUAUAUUUAAACUAUGCUCUAAAGUCCAAAGUAAAGUAGUCACUUCAAUUUAUAAUAUCGUUGAUUAUUAUCAUGUUCAUACGAGUCUCUUAGGAAUGUUUGAAACACUCUCAAAAAAUUACCUAAGUAUUCAGACCAAUAAGAUAUGACAGACAAAUAUCGCUAACUUAUACUACUUGUAAUAAUACUAUAUUUGUAGUUUUAUCAUGUUUCAUAUGUGCUUUGCAUGUGUACUAAUUUUUUAAUAAUUGUUUGUUUUACAAUAUAUAUAUAUUAUUGUUAACUACAUAUUUUUAUUACAUUUUAUUAUUGUUUUGUUAUUAUACUCGCAUUAUCUGUGGGUUUAUGAUGGAUCGUUUGAAUUGCCGUUAAAUAUAUAAUAUUUAAUAUCUUUUUAUAUAACAGUUUCAUAUCAUAUUUUCUAUUUAAUUAUUUCAGAUGAAGACCGCUCUGAAAGAUCAACAAGAAGUCAACGACCAGUUGCGCACGUAUAUCGAUAACAUUCUGCUGAACAUUGUCGAAAAUCAUCCUGAACUAUUGGAAGUCAAACAAAACUUAUGA
This is a messenger RNA of Cinara cedri, 39450 nucleotides long. NCBI's taxonomy places the organism in Eukaryota, Metazoa, Arthropoda, Insecta, Hemiptera, Aphididae. The record is from the annotation of a GenBank genome assembly.